AUGAAUAUCUUAAAACAAAAAAAUAAUUUUUGUAUAACAUGUGGCACAACAGCAGGUAUGUUUACAUGUCGUGGUUGUUCAAAAAGUUUUUGUUUAACUCAUACAAAUCAACAUCGAGAAAUAGUUGAAAAACAAAUGAAUGAAAUAAUUCUUAAUCAUAAUUAUUUAAAACAACAAAUAAUUAAUGAAGAACCAAAUCAAUAUCAUCAAAUAUUAAUAGAACAAAUUGAUCAAUGGGAAAAAGAAUCAAUUAAUAAAAUUCAUCAUACAGCUAAUGAAAUUCGUCAACAAUUAAUAAAUAAAACUCGUGAAUAUCAUGAUAAUCUAAAAGAAAAAUUAACACCACUUACACAAGAAAUAACUAAAGCUCGACAUGAUGGAAAUUUUUUUGAAAAUGAUUUACAACAAUGGGCAUAUACAAUAAAAAAUUUACAAUAUUCAUUUCUUCAACAAGAAAAUAUUCAAAUAUCUAUAGAUAAUAAUACAAAUUCAUUUAUUUCAAAAAUUUCACUUACUAAUAAACUAAAUAAUAGUAUGAUAUCAUUAAUAAAUAAUAAUCAAAUUGAAAAUUCUAGAAAUUUUAAUUUAACAAAAGAAUAUUCAUCAGGUGAUCAUUUACUUCGUUUUCAACUUGAACUUUAUGAAACAAGUGAUUCCGUUAUAAUGGGAAUAAUAUCUACAAGUAAAUCAAAAAAUGUGAAUCCAGAUAAAAAUCCAACAUUUUAUGGUUGGUCAACUAAUAAUUUUGUUUAUUUACAUGGUAUUGCUUAUUCAAAUUUUAAUGGUUAUGAAAAUGAUAUAGAAAAAAAUGAUGUUUUUCAAUUACUUCUUGAUUGUGAUAAAAAAUUUAUUCGAUUAACAAAUGAACGUACACAUCAAAUACAUGAUUUGAGUAUUGAUAUUACUGAAUGCCCUUUUCCAUGGCAACCACAGAUUUAUAUUUCAAAUAAUGUUGAAUAA
Rotaria sp. Silwood1 is the source of this 960-nucleotide messenger RNA. The record is from the annotation of a GenBank genome assembly. Lineage: Eukaryota; Metazoa; Rotifera; Eurotatoria; Philodinida; Philodinidae.